AUGCGGAGGCCGCCUACGCGGUGCCCCCGCCUCACUGGCGUGGCCCGCCCAACACUCACCGCGUCUCGUCGCAUACAGAGGCUAUCCAUUGUGCUCGUGCAGUCCCGCCGCAGCUUCUCAUCAUGCUCACAAUGCUGUCCUACCUCCUCCCAGUUUCAUCGUUCCGACUUUACUAGCCAGCCGUACACAGGCAGCUAUGAGUCCGGCGCCCCGACCUCGGGACCUCUGGGUUCCGCGCCAGCCUUCGGAGCCCCGCGGUUGACCCCGAAAGUGCUGAAGCAAUACCUCGACCAGUUUGUUGUCGGCCAGGACAGGGCGAAGAAGGUGCUCAGCGUGGCUGUUUACAACCAUUACCAGCGUAUCCAGGAGCUGAACCGGCGUGAGGAGGAAGCGGCGGAGUUGAUGGCUCAGCGAGCGCGGAGAGAGUCGGCCGAGACUUUUCCUUUGGAAGGUGAAUUUCCCGGCCAGCAACGAACGAUCCAGCUAGGAGCACCCCAAGACCAUCCCUCCUCUCGAUUCUCCGCAACACCGCUUGUCGAUGACUCGCCAUUACAACUGGAAAAGUCCAACAUCCUAUUGCUGGGCCCUUCGGGUGUGGGCAAGACCUUGAUGGCGAAGACGCUAGCUCGAGUCUUGGACGUACCGUUCAGCAUGUCGGACUGCACACCAUUCACCCAGGCGGGAUAUAUUGGCGAAGAUGCUGAAGUGUGCGUGCAUCGAUUGCUCGCCGCUGCCAACUACGAUGUCGAGGCGGCGGAGCGUGGAAUCAUCUGCUUGGACGAGGUGGACAAGAUCGCAACCGCCAAGGUCAGCCACGGCAAGGAUGUUAGCGGUGAAGGUGUACAACAGGCUCUCCUGAAGAUUAUCGAGGGGACCACUGUCCAAGUCCAAGCAAAGCCAGAGAGAGGCGCGUCCCGUGCGGGUGGAGGUGGCCCAUACUCAUCUUCGGCUGGCUCCGGCCCACCGCCGGCGAAGGGCGAGGUAUACAAUGUUCGAACCGACAAUAUCCUGUUCAUCUUCUCAGGCGCGUUUGUCGGGCUCGACAAACUGAUCAUGGACCGCAUCUCAAAGGGGUCGAUCGGAUUUGGACAACCCGUUCGGGCGUCCUCGACGUCAACGGACAGCCGCGGUUUCGGGCAGUCUUCUAAUAAAGCACCAAUUCCUGUUCUGCCUGGAUCAGAAGAGGAAGCACUAUACAAGAAACACCUCCCGUUUUUCACAUCUGCCACCCCGUCUUCUCCUGACGAGGAGCCCAUCUAUUUCAACCCUCUCGAUCUUCUAACGCCUGCCGACCUGCAAGCGUUUGGCUUCAUUCCUGAGCUAGUGGGCCGGAUUCCUGUUACCACCGCGCUCUCCCCGUUGACACACUCUUUGUUAUUGCGCAUCCUGACUGAACCGCGCAACUCUUUGGUUGCCCAGUACACGACCCUCUUUUCUCUAUCUGGCAUUGAGCUCCGCUUCACGACGCCUGCGCUGCACAAAAUCGCCGCCAACGCCUUGGCCAUGGGAACAGGGGCACGUGGGCUGCGGACCGAGCUGGAGACCAUUCUCAGCGACGCCAUGUUCGAGACGCCGGGCUCGAGCGUCAAGUUCGUGCUGGUCACGGAGGCGGUGGCGGAUCGCAAGGAGAAGCCCAUCUACCUGGGCCGGGGUCAGGGAGGCCGGUUCCACUCGAUGAUCGCGGCGGAAGAAAGCGAAUGGGAAGAGAAGAUGCAGCGUGAGAGGGCGAAGCAGAAGAAAGGCGGCAGCGUGUCCAGCUUCGAGGAAUACCGCAAGAACGCGACGACCGCGAUGGGCGGUGGCAAUUAG
This is a messenger RNA of Rasamsonia emersonii CBS 393.64, 1809 nucleotides long. RefSeq names its product ATP-dependent Clp protease. Gene Ontology annotation, biological process: protein catabolic process; proteolysis. Gene Ontology annotation, molecular function: ATP hydrolysis activity; ATP binding. The coding region runs from base 1 to 1809 and encodes 602 amino acids. The transcript has 2 exons. NCBI's taxonomy places the organism in Eukaryota, Fungi, Ascomycota, Eurotiomycetes, Eurotiales, Trichocomaceae. Gene Ontology annotation, cellular component: mitochondrial matrix. The record is from RefSeq and is a predicted model, not a curated record.